Molecule: messenger RNA, 1223 nt
Organism: Eptesicus fuscus (big brown bat)
Lineage: Eukaryota; Metazoa; Chordata; Mammalia; Chiroptera; Vespertilionidae
Product: 60S ribosomal protein L34-like
Exons: 1
Coding region: 842-1195 (117 amino acids)
Biological process (GO): translation
Cellular component (GO): ribosome
Molecular function (GO): structural constituent of ribosome
Source: RefSeq, a predicted model, not a curated record
GUGGGUUGUUUCUUUGUCUCCCCAUGAUUUCUCUUCUCCGGGUGUCUGGUUAUGUAGUUCUCAUUCUCCCGCCUUGAUGUAAAGGCACAAAAUACAACACAACAAGGUACAACGCACAAGGCACUGAACACAAAUGUAUUCACAAUAUUUAUAACCCCAAAUAAAGGUGACCACCAGAGAAAGGUGAAUUAGAGGAUAGGAAAGAAAGAAGAAGAGAAAGAAAGAAAAAAAAAAGGAGUGCAAAGUGAAAUUGGGAAAAGGAAAAAAAAGUAAGAGAGAAAAGAAAGAGAAUAAAAAAGAAGAGGGGAACACACUAUAUAUAUGGGGAGAAAACUCCAAUAGAACAGCCACUAAUCCCAACAAAUGCCAGCAACAAAUACCUGGAGAUGAAUGCAAACUACAAACAACAACUAAUAUCAAGUGAGGUGGGGGAAAACAGAAGCAAAAAAGAAAAAGCAAAGCAAUCUCACAAACAAGAUUAAAAAAAUUGAUAUAAUCAACAAUCAAGCAAACAACAACAAAAGGACAGAAAGGAAAAAAAAUUUUUUGGAUAGUGAAGAAAGAGAAGAGAGAGGUGUGUAUGGACUUGGAGCAGGGGAUUGGAAAUUAGAUAUAUAAGUAGGGUGAAAUUUUAACAGGAGGUAAAAGGAAGGCAUAGGGAAAAUCUAAAGCAAGAAUAUAGGGUAAGAGAAACAGGACAACAAAAGGGGAAAAGUGAGGAAGAGCGUGAUGGCAUAAAGGUAAAGUUGAGAUAGAGUAAAAUGAUGCUAAAGGAAAGAUGAAAAUAGAAUGUAGAACACUAGCUCUUCCGGGGAUGGUGACUUCAGUUUAGGUAUUCACCAUGAUCCAGCGUUUGACAUACCGUCAGAGGCUGUCCUACAAUACAGCCUCUAACAACACUAGACUGUCCCAAACCCCUGGUAAUAGAAUUGUUUACCUUUACACCAAGAAGGGUGGGAAAGCACCAAAAUCUGCAUGUGGUGUGUGCCCAGGCCGACUUCAAGGAGUUCGUGCUGUGAGACCUAAAGUUCUAAUGAGGUUGUCUAAAAUGAAAAAACGCAUUAGCAGGGUCUAUGGUGGAUCCAUGUGUGCUAAAUGUGUCCGUGACAGGAUCAAGCGAGCUUUCCUUAUUGAGGAGCAGAAAAUAGUUGUGAAAGUGUUGAAGGCACAAGCACAGAGUCAGAAAGCUAAAUAAAUUUUAAAAUGAAGCUUUUUUGAGUAAA